AUGAGCCAACGCGAAACGUCACAGAGUCCUAGUGUGGCGUUUGUCCACCCUGACCUGGGGAUCGGUGGGGCAGAGAAACUUGUGGUAGAUGCGGCUGUGAGCCUGCAAGAGCAAGGCCACGACGUGCGUAUCAUCACAUCGCAUUUCGAUCCUUCGCACGCCUUCGAGCCGACACGCGACGGCACGCUCCAUGUUUUCCACGCAAAGACCUACGUUCCCCGGUCGAUUCUCCACCGAUUCCACUUGCCGAUGGCCAUUUUGCAGCAGCUUUCGCUGGUUCUCCAGGUCGCCAUCGCCACAAGCCAAGGCAAACUGGCGAGCCAGUACCCGGGUUUGUAUGCUUGCUUCACGAGCAUGAAACCACAGCCUUUGCCGGACGUGUUCAUCAUUGAUCAGUUGCCCAUCGCUAUCCCGCUUCUGAAGCUGAUUUGCGGACGCCGUGUGAUUUACUACUGCCAUUUUCCCGACAAGGAGAUCAGCGCAGCACUAGCACAGCAGCGUGGAUGGGGCGGCUUAUGGUCGCUAGCACGAUCCGUGUACCGUUUCCCGCUGGAUGUGCUGGAAGAAACCACGACGAGCUUUGCGGAUAUCGUGUUGGCCAAUUCGUACUUUACGGCGAAGCAUUUCCACAAAGCGUUCCCACGACUCCCCAUCAAGCCCCGUGUUAUAUACCCUGGUGUGGAUGACACGCAGUUCCAUCCAGAGGAUGUGGACGAGGCAUACCGAACCUAUAUGCAAACGGCCACGGAUGUGCGGAUCCUCGAUAUGGUCGAGCUCUUGUUGGACGAUCGUAAGCGGCCCACCUUCCUCUCUAUCAAUCGAUUUGAAGCCAAGAAAAAUGUGGCCCUGGCACUGGAUACAAUGGCGCGUAUACGCCGAUUGCAGCAGACAGACGUGCGCCUUGUGUGUGCGGGCGGCUACGAUCCUCGUGUCCGCGACAAUAUCGAGACGCUGAAUGCACUCAAAGCGCAGGCGACGCAGCUGGGUCUACGACAUGUCACGUUGUGGACGCGCUCGCUUCCAUACGAGCCACCGCUGUCCCCGCCAGACGCUGUGCAUGUACAAAAGGCCGAUGUUGUCUUCCUCCCUUCUCUCCCGAGUCCCCUGCUACGUGCGUGGCUCUGCUCGCCCAUGACCCAAGCCUUGCUCUAUACACCUACAAAUGAGCACUUCGGCAUUGUGCCACUGGAGGCUAUGGCUUGUGGCGUGCCCGUGGUAGCGACCAACACAGGCGGCCCACUCGAGACGGUGGUCGAUGCGUCGAUGGACAUUACUGGUCGUCCGCAAGUCCUCGAUGCCACAGGGUUCCUACGCGCGCCCAACGCAGAGCAGUGGGCCUCGGCCUGCAUCGCGAUUCUCUCCUGGGACGAGCAUAUACGAGCUCGCCUGGCCGCCGCGGCCAAAGAACGCGUGGCGGCCCACUUCUCGGUGCGCGCGAUGGGCCGUGAGCUGAAGCACGAAGUACAGGCGGUCGGUACAAGUGUAGUGCCAUGGCCAGAGCGCAGUAGUAUUCUCAUCACGCUGCUGACGUUGGUGAUUGCCUACCUGGUCCUUGUCAUUGUGCUUGUGCGUAUCUUGUAA
Molecule: messenger RNA, 1581 nt
Organism: Malassezia pachydermatis
Lineage: Eukaryota; Fungi; Basidiomycota; Malasseziomycetes; Malasseziales; Malasseziaceae
Product: alpha-mannosyltransferase
Exons: 2
Coding region: 1-1581 (526 amino acids)
Molecular function (GO): GDP-Man:Man(1)GlcNAc(2)-PP-Dol alpha-1,3-mannosyltransferase activity; alpha-1,3-mannosyltransferase activity
Source: RefSeq, a predicted model, not a curated record